Messenger RNA from Macaca mulatta (Rhesus monkey), 2530 nucleotides. RefSeq names its product potassium inwardly rectifying channel subfamily J member 5 (gene KCNJ5). Gene Ontology annotation, biological process: potassium ion import across plasma membrane; regulation of monoatomic ion transmembrane transport. The record is from RefSeq and is a predicted model, not a curated record. Gene Ontology annotation, cellular component: plasma membrane. Gene Ontology annotation, molecular function: G-protein activated inward rectifier potassium channel activity. NCBI's taxonomy places the organism in Eukaryota, Metazoa, Chordata, Mammalia, Primates, Cercopithecidae.
GUUCCAGUCGCGUUACUACCCAGAGAUUCAUCUGUACCAGGGACAGAGGGAGAGAGGAGAGGGAGGAGGGGACACACACACACACACACACACAGAGAGAGAGAGAGAGAGAGAGAGAGAGAGAGAGAGAGAGAGAGAGAGACAGAGAGAGAAAGAGAGAGGAGAGAGAGAGAGAUUGCCUCCAGCAGCUGCUCUCGCUAAAGGGAGUGACCCAAGGGACCGCGAGUGAAGGAACAGGAUGGCUUAAGUACCUCUGCCCACAGGACCCCACGACAGGGAGAGGUUCCAGCUACAGCUCCUCCGUGGGGUCAUGGCAGGGGCUGGGGAGUCCCCUCAAAAGCCCUGAGCACCCCUGCACUGCCGCUAAGGGACACCCCAGAAGUUAGCAUCAGUGGGACUCGGAAGCUCUGAUCUCAACAACAUCCCAGCUAUGGCUGGUGAUUCUAGGAAUGCCAUGAACCAGGACAUGGAGAUUGGAGUCACUCCAUGGGACCCCAAGAGGAUUCCCAAACAGGCCCGCGAAUACGUCCCCAUUGCCACAGACCGCACGCGCCUGCUGGCCGAGGGCAAGAAGCCGCGCCAGCGCUACAUGGAGAAGAGCGGCAAGUGCAACGUGCACCACGGCAAUGUCCAGGAGACCUACCGGUACCUGAGUGACCUCUUCACCACCCUGGUGGACCUCAAGUGGCGUUUCAACCUGCUCGUCUUCACCAUGGUUUACACCGUCACCUGGCUGUUCUUCGGCUUCAUUUGGUGGCUCAUUGCUUACAUCCGGGGUGACCUGGACCAUGUUGGUGACCAAGAGUGGAUUCCUUGUGUUGAAAACCUCAGUGGCUUCGUGUCCGCUUUCCUGUUCUCCAUUGAGACCGAAACAACCAUUGGGUAUGGCUUCCGAGUCAUCACAGAGAAGUGUCCGGAGGGGAUUAUACUCCUCUUGGUUCAGGCCAUCCUGGGCUCCAUCGUCAAUGCCUUCAUGGUGGGGUGCAUGUUUGUCAAGAUCAGCCAGCCCAAGAAGAGAGCUGAGACUCUCAUGUUUUCCAACAACGCGGUCAUCUCCAUGCGGGACGAGAAGCUGUGCCUCAUGUUCCGGGUGGGUGACCUCCGCAACUCCCACAUCGUAGAGGCCUCCAUCCGAGCCAAGCUCAUCAAGUCCCGGCAGACCAAAGAGGGGGAGUUCAUCCCCCUGAACCAGACCGACAUCAACGUGGGCUUCGACACGGGCGACGACCGCCUCUUCCUGGUGUCUCCUCUGAUCAUCUCCCACGAGAUCAACGAGAAGAGCCCUUUCUGGGAGAUGUCUCAGGCUCAGCUGCAUCAGGAGGAGUUCGAAGUUGUGGUCAUUCUAGAAGGGAUGGUGGAAGCCACAGGCAUGACCUGCCAAGCCCGGAGCUCCUACAUGGAUACAGAGGUGCUCUGGGGCCACCGAUUCACACCAGUCCUCACUUUGGAAAAGGGCUUUUAUGAGGUGGACUACAACACCUUCCACGACACCUAUGAGACCAACACACCCAGCUGCUGUGCCAAGGAGCUGGCAGAAAUGAAGCGGGAAGGCCGGCUCCUCCAGUACCUCCCCAGCCCCCCGCUGCUAGGUGGCUGUGCUGAGGCAGGGCUGGAUGCAGAGGCUGAGCAGAAUGAAGACGAUGAGCCCAAGAGGCUAGGUGGGUCCAGGGAGGCCAGGGGCUCGGUGUGAGGGCUGCAGCCUCCCUAAGACCUCCUGUCACUGGCUUCAGUGAGCACAGGUACUGCAGAGCCUGGGACCAGGGGAGGGGAAUAGUUGAGUGUGCUGUUUGGGGGCUCAGAAGCCAUAAGGCUGUGGGGAGGAACCAUAUACCCAGCCCCCACAGCUCCCAGCACAGGGCCUCCCUGAGCCAGUGGCAUCCUUCCUGGGCCCCCCAUGGCAGUGCUGCCUCUUGUGGGUGCUGGCUAAGGGCCAGGCCAGGAUGAGUUUCCCCAUGGUGAAUGUUACAAGGUGGCAUCUGUUCUCUCCCUGCCCUGGGUCACUUCCUUUUUUGGGUCUCACAGACCCUCCAGGGGCUAACAUCUAGAGAGAGCCAUCACCUUGUCCUCUCAUUCCUUCCACCAUGAGGCUUGCCGUGGAUUCAGAGAGGAGCCUUACCUGAUGGGAGCUCAAACCUCUAGUCUGGGAUGAGCUCACAGAGCCCUCAUGGGUUAAGGUCCAUCCGUGUCACAUAGGCAAUUCCUUUUAAAUCAGAUACUGAUGACCCAUUACUGAGAGCUACAGAGCAUACAGCCCUUGGUGUUCUCCGCUACUAUCUGCCAAGUGUGUGCUUUUCCUCUGCUGUGUUCUGUGUGUCCAAUGUAACCUACUGGAGAAUCGAUCUCAUUAGAGUGACUCUUAGAAGGUGGCCUGGGACUAGACAGCCCCUCUGAGCACAAGCAUAGUGGCAUCAGCAGCUUCCUGGCCUACUCCCAAUCACACUGUGCCCUGCACCUCCCACCAAGGGGAACCCCAGCAGCUGGGGCUUUUCUAGUGCUUUUUGGCCCAAGAAUCUCAGAGUGCUUCUAAUCA